This is a messenger RNA of Maniola jurtina (meadow brown), 3683 nucleotides long. RefSeq names its product 4-coumarate--CoA ligase 1-like. The transcript has 9 exons. The record is from RefSeq and is a predicted model, not a curated record. Gene Ontology annotation, biological process: long-chain fatty acid metabolic process; fatty-acyl-CoA biosynthetic process. Lineage: Eukaryota; Metazoa; Arthropoda; Insecta; Lepidoptera; Nymphalidae. Gene Ontology annotation, cellular component: mitochondrion. Gene Ontology annotation, molecular function: long-chain fatty acid-CoA ligase activity. Bases 366 to 2060 code for a protein of 564 amino acids.
GUCAAAAAACACUUGUUUGUUUGAAUUUUGAUGUUUACAUUCUAUUUUUUUUUUGUAGGUAUUAUUAAUUAAUUUAAAUCUAACUUUGUUUUUAUCAUGAUUUAAUCGCUUAGUUACAAAAGUCGAUAAUAAUCAACGUUUAUCUAUACAUUAUAAUUUACUUUAAAUCCCAAGGAACAAGACGUGUUAUUACACCUACAGCUGUGCUAUGCGAAUAUUCAUUUUCCUGUUCUGGUUCUCAUUAAUUAUUCCGUUUUUUUCCCAGUCCAAAGUCUGAUAUUGUUACUGCAAGCUUGUGUUGUUAGGUUUUUGUUGAUAUUUGUAUCUCGUAAAAUUAACUCAUUUUAGAAAGCAACAAAACAACAAUGUCAAACGUCUUCCGUCGUACAGUGUACAUACUAAUAAAUAAAACUAAACAAUCGUUACCAUCAUCUCGUCAUAAAAGUACAGAAGCGAAUAUUCUAAAGUCUGUUUAUCAAGAGGUGGAAGGGGUUAAUCAUAUCACAGUCAAUGACUUUGCAUGGCAAAACUUGGAUAGAUGGCCUGACAAAACUUUAACUGUUUGUGCUGCUACGGGCCAUGGCUACACAUACGCACAAACCCACAGGAUGUCCAUAUCGUUUGCUGCGUCCCUCCGCUUAAAGCUAAAGCUGUGUAACGACGAUAAAGUAGCUGUCAUAUUACCAAAUGUGCCAGAAUACCCUUGUGUAGCGCUAGGCAUACUAGAAGCUGGCUGUAUUGCUAGCAUGAUGAACCCUGCUUAUACAGCUCAUGAACUAAAAGUACAACUAGAACUAAUUGAAUGCAAAGCAAUAGUAUCAUCAAAACUAUCAUACCCAAAUAUCAUACAAGCUCUCAAAGAGUUAAAGUUAAAUAUACCAGUAAUACUCAUAGACAAUGAUAGUUUACCAGAAGGGACGAUAAAGUUCGCAGAAUUCGCUGAAGAUUUGGGCAUAGACACGGAUUGUCUGAAGAAAGUCAAACGAAGUACUAAUGAUGUGGCGAUAUUGCCGUUCUCUAGUGGUACAACCGGGUUUCCUAAGGGCGUGGUGUUGACACAUAAAAGUGUCAAUGCCAUGAAUAAGAUGAUAUUUGAUCCAAAGAUUAUAGCUGUUGAUGAAGCAUCUGCUACCCACCAAUCCGUGCUGCCAGCAGUGUUGCCAUUCUUCCACAUAUUCGGCUUCAACUUGCUCAUGAUGAACCUGAUGGGGAGGGGCGCUAAACUGGUAACACUACCCGUAUUCAAGCCAGAUCUAUUCCUAGAAGCCAUUGUGAAAUUCAAAGCACAGCAUUUGUACAUAGUUCCACCGAUGGCGGUAUUUUUGGGAAAGCACCCAGCAGUAACGCCGCGUCACUUGGAAACUAUAAAGGACAUAGUCUGUGGCGCCGCUCCCGUUUCCAAGAGUGAUGCUGAAGCUAUCCUUGAGAAAAAAAAAGGUCUUAUCUUCCGUCAAGGCUACGGUCUGACGGAGACCAAUGGCGGCAUAUCCGUGGGACACAACAAGGACACGAACCACGCUGCGGUGGGACACAACUUCGCCGGCUCGGAGGUGAAGAUUGCCGAUUUGAACACACAGGAAGCUUUGGGGUCUGGAAAGGAAGGUGAAAUCUGGUACCGAGGUCCAAAUCUCAUGACAGGGUAUUAUAAGAACGAAGCAGCGACUAAAGAAGUGCUCACGGACGACGGCUGGUACAAGACUGGUGACAUCGGCAAAUACGACGACAACGGCUACUUGUAUGUUACUGAUAGGCUGAAGGAACUUAUUAAGGUAAAAGGAUUCCAAGUCCCACCUGCAGAACUAGAAAUGAUUCUCCGAACACAUCCGAAGAUCCUCGAUUGCGCCGUUUUGGGAAUCCCCGACCCGAUCACCGGGGAGGUCCCCAAAGCUUUCGUAGUCACCCAAUCAGGACAGACCGCGAAAAGCGAGGAAAUCCUGGAGUACGUCAAUAGUAAAGUGGUCGCGUUCAAGAGGAUAAAGGACGUUCAAUUCGUUGAUGCUAUUCCUAAGAAUGCCGCUGGUAAGAUAUUGAGGAAGGAUUUGAAGGCAAAGUACUGUUAGCGCAAACUGUGACAAAUCAUUUUAAAGUUAUAGAAACACGACAGGUAUAAAAUUACUGUUAAUUACAUGUCUUUUGUUAACUGUCAAUAUUUUUAAAAUGUCCUGAAGAAGACGCCCAAUAUCAUUUACGAAAAGUGUAAUUAAUAUUCCUGGGAUAAUAUAAUUAUUAAGAGUAAUUUAAGUGGUAGGUAAGUAACUUUUUAAUCAUAUUGACGAUUAAUAUACAAUAACAACGUCUUCAUUUUGUAAGUAUUAUUAUUAUGAUGUACCUAAUUAUAAUAUUGACGAGAUGUAUGCAUUUAUUCUAUUAUAUCAUAAUGUAUUGAAAUUUUUAGUACCUAUUCGUCCUAUUUACAAAGACACUAAAAGUAUUUUAAUGCUGUGAAAACAGUUUUUAUGUAAGUUAUGUAAGUUUUUUAGAUUUAUACGUAUACAAACUACAAAGUAUUUGUGAAUAAAGCCAAUAACUUUUUAUACUUCAUGAUAUUCAGUUUUUAUCGUAACUUUUAAUAAAUCUGUAUUUUACGAUGUUUCUAUUUAUGUAAAAAAGGUUUCUGAGUUAGUUAUACCUAUCUAAAUAAGAUGGUUAAAAUGUGUUUAUACAUAAUAAUAAGUUUUCAAAGGAUGUUCAAAGAAUUUAAUGCUGCAAGUUUACUGUAGAUUCUAGAAUGUCUACAAAAAAAUUUAAGUACUACAACAAUUAAAACUGACUGUAAUUAUAAGGUAACAAAAUAAAUUAAGUAUAACAACAAUUAAAACUGAGUAAUAUUAUAAGGUAUAAUAUAUAAAUAUAUUGUGAAAUUAAGUGUAAAUUCUAAUGAUGAAUACUUAGUGCUUUGGUAGAGUACAUUUUGUGCAUAUUUUGAUACUGUAUUAUUUUCCGAUGUCUACUAAUUACUCUACGUAAAUCACGUACCAAGAAUACUACUACCAAGAAUACUACGUAGGUACCAAGAAUACUGGCUGCAUUGCUAUUAUUAAUUACAAUCAAUAUUUUUAUGAAAUGUUAUUUAUCAAUUUGAUUAUUAUAAAUAAUAUAAGUAGAUGUAUUAGAUAAUAUUAGUAAUAUUAAUGGAAUAUGGUGUAUACAAUUUUUUUUUAUUGUUGUUUAGUUUUAUAUAGAAAAUAUUUGAGAAUUGUUAACUGUGGACGAAAACAAAUUUUAUAUUAUUACUAGAUGAUGCCCGCGACUUCGUCUGCGUGGAUUUUUUUUAUCCUGCGGAAACACUUUGAUUUUCCAGGAUAAAAAGUUGCUACUGUCAAUUUCCGGAAUGGAAGCUACCUCUACCAAAUUUUACAUAAAUCGGUUAAACAGAUGGGCUUUUAAGAAUCUCGUGGGAACUCUUUGAUUUUCCGGGAUAAAAAGUAGCUUAUGUCCUUCCCCGGGAAGUAAGCUAACUCUGUACCUCAAAAUCGGUUAAACUGUUGGACCGUGAAAAGGUAGCAGACAGACAGAUAGACAAACACACACUUUGGCAUUUAUAAUAUUAGUAUGGAUUCAGCUUGCAAACCGCGACGCCUUUGCAAGAUGAUCCCUCUGAAAAAGGACCCCGGACGGGUUUGAAACUAGUCGGGCUUACGUCGACUAAUCACGUGAGUAAAGCCGGCGGAUUCUUAUAUAUU